AUGUCGAAUCUCAAAUCCACGGAAUCAACUGGAACUACUCAGCCAACCAUAACGAAGACUACAAAGACUACAAAUACUACACAAACUAUAAACAAGGAGCCAGCGGCUGAUAAAAAUGAUAAAAGUGAAAACCCAGAUGUCUUCUUGCCGGACCAAUUUGCAAAGGAGAGGAAAGGAGAAAGAGGAAGAAGGGCUUAUAGACAGUAUGUGGAGAUGGAGAAUACAAAUCGGCAGGCUUUCAAAGGGAUCGAGUCCCUCCUCAGCUCUCUCGGCCAGGCUGUAGGCCUCGGAAACAUUUGGAGAUUCCCACAAAUGGCUUAUCAGAAUGGUGGAUCCUCGUUUUUGAUUCCUUAUCUAGUAUGUGCAUUUGUUUUUGCAAUCCCUGCAAUCCAUAUGGAAUUCGUGCUUGGACAGUAUGCGGCGAAGAGUCCGCCGGCGGUUUUCAGAAGGAUUAUGCCGGUGUUGGAAGGCAUCGGUUGGAUGUGUUGCUUGGUCGGUGCUAUAAUAGGAAUCUAUUACAUGAUUCUAAUUUCCUGGAUUGGUAUAUAUCUAGCCAACAGCGCAAACGCUGUAAAAAUGAGUAAAUGUGAUAACGAAUGGAAUAAUCAAGGAAGAUCGACAUGUUACGAGGGGAUGAAACAAAAAUUGUGCAAAGGAGCAAACAUGGUGUUCAAUAAUGAUUCGAGGGCUUUAAAUGAGGAUAAGCAUCCUGAAUGGAUGUAUUUUGAUGGCAAGUGUCAGAAUGCAACGGGACGGAAUAUGGCUAGUGGGACCGAGCAGUUUUUUACAAACUUCGUAAUAAAUCCUUCCACUGGUUUCACCGAUUUCAACAGCAUCAACUGGGCAACAUUAGGAGCCGUUGCGGUCUGUUGGAUUCUAACCUCCAUCAUCCUGAUUCGUGGAAUGAAAAUGAUUGGAAAACUCUCAUACUUUACCGUAAUCCUACCAUAUGUUAUUAUCGUAAUCCUCAUGAUCCGUGGUAUCACUUUGGAUGGCGCCUCAGCUGGCCUCUACUUUCUUUGGGCCAAAUCCGACUUUAGUUCUCUUUGGAGCCUAAAAGCUUGGGUUGGGGCAAUGACCCAAAUCUGUUUCUCCCUUUCUAUUGGACAAGGAGGACUCAUGAAUAUAGCGUCGUAUAACAAAAAGUCGUAUAAUUGGUAUAGGGAUGCUUACCUCCUUGUCCUUUGCGACACCAUGAUGUCUCUUCUAGGAGGUACCGCUGUGUUUGCAACGCUCGGUUUUCUAGCCAAACAACGACAAAUCGAAGUUCCAGCUGUUAUAAAAGAGGGACAUGCUCUGGCAUUCAUAGUUUAUACAGAAGCUAUAUCUCAAAUGCCAAUGCCUUAUCUCUGGCACGCUCUCUUUUUUUUGAUGCUCUUUUUGUUGGGAAUGAGCACGGAAAUCGUGAUCGUGGAAAUCGUUUGCUCAUGCUUAACAGAUCGUUUUGGAUAUCUUCGACGUCAUAGAUGGCUUACUGUACUCAUGGUGUCUCUCACUUUCUUCUCGUUGGGUCUUGUGAUGACAAGUGAUGCCGGCUACUACUGGUUCGACUUGUACGAUGAGUAUAGUGCAGGAGUUUCUGCAACCCUGGGUACGGCAUUUAUGUGUAUUACAGUAAGCUUUUGCUAUGGACUCGAGAAUUUCCGAAAAGACAUGACCGAGCUGUGGGGUGAGCCACAAAGUCGACUGGCGAAAUGGUUUGGACCGGCGAGUUAUGUAUGGGUUGGAAUGUGGAUUGUUAUUACUCCGCUUUGCUCAAUCGGGGUUAUGGUAGUUUUUGUGGUUAAUCGAAGAUACCCAUAUGAGGGAGAUGGAGUUAAGUAUCCACCGAUUUUUGAUGUCAUUGGCUGGUUCGUCACUUCAAUCCCAUUCUUGGCUAUCCCCUGUUUUGCGAUUUACACAAUUCUAAAGUUCCGAAAUGACAAAAUCCUCUCCGCGGAGCAUUUAUGA
Messenger RNA from Caenorhabditis briggsae, 1950 nucleotides. It is a transcript of the gene Cbr-snf-2, whose product is annotated as Protein CBR-SNF-2. The record is from RefSeq and is a predicted model, not a curated record. Lineage: Eukaryota; Metazoa; Nematoda; Chromadorea; Rhabditida; Rhabditidae. Gene Ontology annotation, molecular function: L-amino acid transmembrane transporter activity. The transcript is spliced from 8 exons. Gene Ontology annotation, biological process: sodium ion transmembrane transport. Bases 1 to 1950 code for a protein of 649 amino acids. Gene Ontology annotation, cellular component: membrane.